This is a messenger RNA of Actinia tenebrosa (Australian red waratah sea anemone), 1407 nucleotides long. RefSeq lists its product as uncharacterized. Lineage: Eukaryota; Metazoa; Cnidaria; Anthozoa; Actiniaria; Actiniidae. The record is from RefSeq and is a predicted model, not a curated record.
CGCAUUCAACUGAUAAAAAAUAUUGCAAAUAUGAUGCUUAUGGCCAAGAUGCAUGCUAGGAAGGAUGAGGGCCAUUUAUUACUAGGGUACCUGUGCAUUUAUUUGUGGAAAUACUUCAAUUUUGAGUUUUUUUUUGCUCAGUCUUAGUCUCGGUCGCACGUUAUAAUAUUCCGCUAUUCAACCUAAACCUGUGGCAUUCUAAUCAACUUGUAUUGUUACGUAGUACGUAUAUUCCUUACUAUACAAUGGACCAUCAUAAAAGAAAAGAACACAUUGUCAUGCUAUAUGUCAUAUGAUACCAUAGCAUUGACUGAAACCCUAUAUCCAUCUAUCAGACUGUAUGAUACACAUUCGUAGCCCGAAUUGUUAUACUCAAAAUAAAGCCAUAUUUCGCAACCACCAAGGAACAGAAAUCAUUACAUGGUGCCAGAAGUGAAAGGUAAAACAUACAUCGACAUUCGGUAAGUGGUUAAAUCAGAUACCAAGACAGGAAAUAAAAGAAAACAGCUAGCAGACCGCGUCAGUGAUAGAACAUCAUGGCCGCAGGGUUCACGCCACCCGUUAUGUACUGGCAAACCAGCGAUAUCAACGACGAAUUCGCCAGAUUCAAGCAAUACUGUAAUCUAAUUUUCAAUGACCCAUUUGCAAAGAGGUCAGAUAAUGAAAAAUCCUCGUACAUCCUACUAUGGAUAGGCCGUCAAGGCGUAGAUAUCUAUAAUAGUUUCACUUGGGACAGCGAAGACGAGAAAACAAAUCCCGAGGACAUUUGGUCAAAAUUUGAAAAACAUUUAGCGCCGAGAACAAAUUUCAGGCCAGCUAGGUACCAGCUACAGCAGAUGAAGCAAUCAAACGACGAGAAUAUUGAUGAUUUUAUGACCAAAUGUUGCAAUCAUGCCAACAAAUGCAAAUUUCGUGACCAGCUUGAAAUAAACGAGCGCUUAAUCGAGCAGCUUAUCAUAGGCACCAAAUAUCGAAAAGCACAAGAGCGUAUACUAGAAUAUGGAGACGACCUUACAUUAGAUAAAGCCAUAGAUAUAGCUAGAACAUAUGAAGCUACAUUAGCGCAUGUGGCCCAGCUCCAGAGUGAUGAUGACAAACAUGUUCAAGCUGUCAGGAAAUACGAGAAUCGGCACAGGAAAUGCGGAAAUUGCGGAGGCGAACACGCGMCAAAGAAAUGCCCCGCAUAUGGUUCGACUUGCAAUUUCUGUUCAAGAUUGAACCACUGGGCUAAAGUAUGCCGUCAGAAAGGCAACCCUAGUGAAUCAGAAAACCCAAGCGCUAGAAAAGAACAACCAUACAAACAACGCAAUAACAAUAGGGAAGCACGCCAAGGCCGACGCGCUGUGCAUGAAAUGCAAACAGAUGACGAUUUCAAUGAAGAUUUCAAUACCCUACAUUUCCAAUCGA